AUGACGAAGGAUAACCAAAACAAAAAGGCUACCAAGAUUCCCGUCUCACGUAAACAGAGAGACGUCCACCUCUUUGAGACCUCCCAAUUCAAAGAGGAUCUCAGGCGGUCCAUCAGCAAGAAUUUCAAAAAGACCUACCCUCAGGGAAUGAAGGAGGAAACCACGUUACCUCUCGAUCAACUUCUGGCACCAUGCAAGAAAACUCGCGGGAAGAAGGGUAGAAUCACCCGACCCCAAAAUGCUUUCAUACUGUACAGGAAAGAUGUACAGGCAAAAAUCAAGAGAGACAAUCCUAAUGCGAAAUUCGAACAGGUAUCCAAGAUAGUCGGCGAGCUGUGGAAGAAAGAAACCAACCCACGAAAAAACAACUACAUUCUAUUAUCGAAUCUCUGCAGUCUCGUGCACCAAGACCUCUUUCCGAAUUAUAAAUUCAAACCACGAUCGAAAGAUAAUGGAGAACAAGAAACGAAUUCCACCACACCCGAGGACGAAGAGGAGUUGAGAGAGACAGUUGAAGAGAGAACGUAUGAACAAGUUUCUCAACUGACCUCGGUCGAACAUCUUUCGUCCUCAUUCGACAUCAACACAAUCGCUACCGCUCAGUAUAGCUGCCGCACGGAUAACGCAGAAUCGGUGCAAGCAGCGGUUGAAUUAUCCGAAUCGUCAUUCCCUAUCAUGGGAAUGCCCGUGUACGGUGAAGAUUCCACGUUGCAAGAAAACGUGCCGGUGAAUGACUAUUAUGACGAGGCCGGAGAGAAUCCUCUGGAAUUCCAAACAUUGGAUUUCGGAGAUCUCUUGAAUCAACAAAGUUUUUACGUGGCGCCUCGAUACGAUUCCGGUUUUUAUUCCUCGCCGGGCGACGCACAAGAAUACGAUUACUCGGUCACCGACUUUCCGACAAUCCCGUCUACAUUUGUGGACACAAACACAAACGCCGCUUCUCUACCAUUUUCGUACGACACAUCCGUUAACGGAAUGCCACGGAAUGUUCAGCAACCCUACGAUAUAGGAUUCCUUGGACACUGUGAGGAAGAUCAAAUUAUAAGAAUAUUUUCGAACGCGCAACACCCCUAA
Acaulospora colombiana is the source of this 1074-nucleotide messenger RNA. NCBI's taxonomy places the organism in Eukaryota, Fungi, Glomeromycota, Glomeromycetes, Diversisporales, Acaulosporaceae. The record is from the annotation of a GenBank genome assembly.